CCAAACAAAAGUCUUCAUCAAUAUGGUAUAUUUUAUUAUUCAAGAAAAAAGUCAACAAAUAAAUUGCAUUUGUAUGUUUUAUUAACCCUAACAAUUUCAAUUUCAAUUGAUAUAAACAAGGUCUUUGGCUGGAUUUGAACCUGCAUGUUGGUGAGUACCGACAACAGGAAACAGUGUAAUAUAAAUGCAUGAUUAUCCAGCAUAUAUAAACUUGUAUCACCAAGCAAACAUUAGGAAAGAAGUCUCUCUGUAAGUCAUUUCCCUAUUUCUCUCUCUCUCUCUCUCUCUUUCCUUUGUCCCCCUUUUCUUUCCUUCUUCCACCUCUUUAAUGGACUAUUUUUGGCCAGCUUAUGCUCUGUGAGUAAUUGCAGUGGCUCAUUUUCCCAAGGAUUUUUUUCUCCAUUCUGUCACCUGAUGGAGUUCGGGUUCCUUGCCACUGUCGCCUCUUUAUUGGAAACAUUUAAUAUACAAUAAUAAUAAUGAUCUGACUGUACUGACGCUGUUGUAUGAGAACAGAGCUGAGCUGGAUGAUGAUAUUUUUGCAGAACUGCUGUAUAGAUUAAAUGAACUAAUUUAAUAAUUGAUGAUCUUUACAAUGGAAUUGAAUCAAUACAAAACUGACUUCAGCUGAACAGCCGAAAUGCAUCAUGUUCCUGUUAUCACUGUAAAGCUGCUUUGAAACAGUCUGUAUUGUAUAAAGCACUAAAUAAAUAAAGCUGACCUGAGGGUCAUUUUAUAAACGUUCAUUGGAACUAUAAAUAUAUUGCAUGCAAAAGGACUCUUAUUUUGAAAGAGCAACAGACUGACUUCAUUUUUGAGGAAGUGCCCCAUCUGCAUCACACAGUUCAAUGACAGGAGAUCACCGGGAACUGCACGUGCCUGUGUUCCUGCUAGGUAUUUUUAUAAUAGCUCAAUAAUAGCACAGAUAUUUACAUGUGAGAUACUUGUUUUCCUUUUGACUAUAUAAAUAUUUAUUUAUUUAUUUAAAAAAUGAAUGAAACUAUGAGGCGAGGAGGUUGCACACGCACUCUUGCAUUAACUGUGUGCUUUGCAGCCAUUGGUGGCACUUUUCAGUAUGGCUACAAUAUUUCAAUCAUUAAUGCACCCACAUCUUAUGUGCAGAAGUUCAUUAAUGAGACCUGUAUGAAGAGAUGGGGAACAGUUCUUGAGCCUAGUCAGGUGACACUGAUAUGGACCUUUAUUGUUUCCACUUACUCACUCGGUGGACUUUUGGGAUCCCUUCUUGCUGGCCCAAUGUCUAUUAAGUUUGGACGGAAGGGUGCCCUGCUGCUGAACAAUGUCUUCCUUUUUCUGAGCGCAGUCCUGGCUCUGAGCAGUCGCUCAGCUGCUUCCUUUGAGAUGAUCAUCCUUGCACGUCUGUUUGUGGGGGUCAAUGCUGGUGUUAGUAUGAACGUCCAGCCCAUGUACUUUGGAGAGAGUGCACCGAAAAACAUGAGAGGUGCUGUUGCCUUUUCUUCUGCUGUUUUCACUGCUCUAGGGAUCCUGAUGGGCCAGAUAACGGGUCUGACUGAAGUUUUAGGGAGUGAGUCUCUCUGGCCGUAUCUACUGGCAAGCAGUGCUCUCCCCGGACUAGUGCAGCUGAUCACCUUGCCCUGGUUUCCAGAGAGCCCGCGUUACUUGCUCAUCGACCGAGGGGACAGAGAAGCAUGCAGUCAGGCCCUGAAACGCCUCAGAGCGUGCAGCGUUUUUACUGAUGAGAUGGAAGAGAUUCUCCAGGAGCGGGCAGAAGCAGGUGAAGCCCAUGCCAAGACACUGUGGGAACUUCUCAGAGACCGAAGUCUUCGCAGGCAGCUCUACACUGUAAUGGCUGCCAGCAGUGCCAUGAUGUUGUGUGGAAAUGAUUCCAUUUACUUCUAUGCAUCCUAUAUCUUUCAGGAAGCUGGUAUUCCAACAGACAAGAUUCAGUAUGUCACAAUCGGGACAGGUGCCUGCGAGUUCACUUCCGCUUUGGCCUGUAAUCUGCUGAUUGAGCGCGUUGGCCGCAGGUUACUUCUCGCUGGUGGGUAUCUGCUCAUGGCUUGCUGGGCGGUGGUCUUCACUGUUGCUCUUUCACUGGAGGGCAAAGUGGAUGGCAUACCCUACCUGAGUAUGACCUGCGUGUUUGCCUACAUCUUGAGUUUUGGCAUGGGUCCCGCAGGAGUCACCGGGAUCCUUCCUGCUGAGCUCUUUGACCAACUGGCACGUCCCGCAGCUUACAUGGUUGCCGGUUCCAUGAUGUGGCUUAACCUCUUCUUAGUAGGAAUGGCAUUUCCAUUCAUAGUUAAUGGCCUGGGACAGUUCUGCUUCAUCCCCUUCUGCGGUGUUUGUGUGACUGCGUGUCUUUUUAUCAGUUUCACUUUACCUGAAACCAAAGGGAGGACACCAGCAGAGAUCAACGAGGAGUGGAAUAAGAAAGGCACAGCUAAUGGAAAUCCUAAAUAUAGUCAACAAUCUCAAAGUCUGACUGAUCCAUCAGAAUGCAUAGAGAUUGAGAAGAUCUGAGAGAAAUCUGGCUGAUUGUGUUGCUACUGUAUAUUCUGCUUUUAUUUUUAUCAGUUUGACUCUGUAAUUGUUUUCCAACUUGUUUAUAUUUUGACACUCAUAUUAAUUUAUUCAUAAUUUGUUCAAAAUAAAUAAAUGGCAAAAGUUUUUCAAAACUAUAUGAAAAAUACAAAUUGAUCUAUAAUUAUUGUUUCUUCUGUUUUUACAUCAAGGUAAUGUCAUUGUCCCUAACUCUUUCUUAAUGUUUUUUUACUUUCUGACAAAAAAAAAAAAAAAAAAAAAAAAAAAUUGCACUUUACCUUAUUUAAUCAACCAGGGUAACAAAGUUAGAUUUUAUAUUAUUUUAACCAUUAUUACUUAUUCUAUCAGUCUUUCCCCUUCCUCCUUCCUAUUUGACUGUUUAAAUUCAGCUAGGAAAUAUAAUAUGUGUUAUAAAACAAUUGUUAUUUAAAAAAGGUGCAUGUUGGAAAUUUAUGUAGAACUGCUGUUUGAAUCUCCUUAUCAGAGAUUUUUUUUAUACUAUUUCCCAGAAUACUUGAAUCUUCAUGCCUGCAAAAGUGAAAAGCAAUUUGCACUUAUGUAUUUUACCUCAUUCAGUGUUUCACAGUGUGAUGUUGUACAUUAUUUAUAAAAGAGUUACUUAUUUUGAAAGCAACACCCAAAGAGCAGUUCAUCAUAUUGCUCUGCUGUCUUGUAUUUGUCAGAGAUUUGUCUAAGAGCCUGCAAGUUAUUUGAUUGCUGUACCAGCAGAUGGCACUAUAUCACCAUCAUUGUUUUCUUCUGUCUGCAUUGUUUGUCUUCUCAGUUAACCAAAACAAGAUUAUUUACAGCAUGUUAUUGCAUUUAGGUAAGGGAUGUAAAGGAAGACAAUCAGUAUCAACACUAAAUAACCUUCAUGUGUGCCUUAGAGUUUCACAUAUUUGCUGCCUACUAAUCUGCCUAUAUAACCUCCAAAGUACUAACAUAUAUUAAACAAAAUGAAAUGGAAUAUUCUAUUCAAAUGUAUUGAAUUGUAUGAUGAUUAAACAUUUGUCCUAAUUCUUA
Megalobrama amblycephala (Wuchang bream) is the source of this 3546-nucleotide messenger RNA. RefSeq names its product solute carrier family 2, facilitated glucose transporter member 11. Gene Ontology annotation, molecular function: hexose transmembrane transporter activity. Lineage: Eukaryota; Metazoa; Chordata; Actinopteri; Cypriniformes; Xenocyprididae. Gene Ontology annotation, cellular component: membrane. The transcript has a single exon. The record is from RefSeq and is a predicted model, not a curated record. The coding region runs from base 991 to 2502 and encodes 503 amino acids. Gene Ontology annotation, biological process: monosaccharide transmembrane transport.